Messenger RNA from Maniola jurtina (meadow brown), 2723 nucleotides. RefSeq lists its product as uncharacterized. The transcript is spliced from 12 exons. Bases 156 to 2708 code for a protein of 850 amino acids. Gene Ontology annotation, biological process: sodium ion transport. NCBI's taxonomy places the organism in Eukaryota, Metazoa, Arthropoda, Insecta, Lepidoptera, Nymphalidae. The record is from RefSeq and is a predicted model, not a curated record. Gene Ontology annotation, molecular function: sodium channel activity. Gene Ontology annotation, cellular component: extracellular region; membrane.
AUCAACAAUCAAGAAGCCGGUGGCCGCAGUUUACGCUAGCGCUCGUGAAAGGUUGCAAGUGUGCCGUGCUGUGUUCCACCGUUACAAGCCAACAGACUGUUAUUAUUCAGUGCGCAUAACAUACCACGCGAAGGGGACAUUCCUAAGUCCCAAAAAUGGGGGGCACGAAGACCCUCAUAUUCCUCCAGCUGGUCUACAUCACCAGCUGCAUGGAACAGCUGGACAUCAUCUACGAAUGGAAACAGCUGGACUUCCAGUUCCUGACUCCCGAGGCUCGGCAGCAGGCCAUCGACAGCAAGAGCUUCAUACCAGAGAACAACAUACCCAUGGGCUUGGAGAUCUAUGGGGACAAGCUGUUCAUUACUGUGCCUAGAUGGAGGAGUGGUGUACCGGCCAGCUUGACCUAUGUAAACUUGAAAGAUAACUCGACAAAAUCACCAAAGCUGAUCCCCUACCCAAGCUGGGCGGCCCAUCAGAUAGGAUCGGAUGGAAAACCAGAAAUUGUCUCACCCUUCAGGAUUAGAGCCGACAAGUGCGGCCGCCUUUGGGUAUUGGACAAUGGGAAAAUUGGGAAUCUAGAGAACAACAAAACGAUAUUCCUUCCAUCCCUUAUAAUUUACGAUCUAAAGACAGAUACUCUCAUCAGAAAAUACGUUUUUCCCAAAGACCAAGUGAAAGAAGAGUCAGGUUUCGCUAACAUUGCUGUUGAAGAUACAGAUUGUGACAAAACUUUUGCUUACGCCGCUGAUUUGGGGAAACCGGGCAUCGUGGUUUACUCAUGGGAAAAGAAUGAAUCCUGGAGGAUAACUCAUCACUACUUCCACCCAGACCCUUUAGCUUGUGAUUUUAGCGUCAAAGGCCGUAAUUUCAGUUGGACAGAUGCCAUUUUCGGAAUAGGAUUGUCUGCCCCAAAUGCUGAUAACUUCAGCACUUUGUACUUCCAUCCGAUGGCCAGUUACAAUGAGUUCGCAGUUUCUACUGAAUACUUGAGGAACCAAUCAGUAGCUGAUGCUAAUUUCGAUGCUUUCAAAUUACUAGGAAGUAGGGGACCAAACGCUCAAUCAAGCGCUUCGUUUGUUGACCCAAAAACCGGGGUCCUGUUCUACUCUCUUGUAAAUCUAAACGCUGUCGCAUGUUGGAGGACGACCAACAAGGAAUACCUGAUGAAGAACCAAGGAAGAAUUUACAUGGAUGACGUGAAGAUGAUUUACCCCACUGAUAUUAAAGUAGAUUAUAAUGAAAGUCUAUGGGUUCUGUCGAAUAGAAUGCCGAUUUGGAUGUACGAUAAAUUGGACCCCAAUGACUUUAACUUCAGGGUUUUCUCUGCUCCAGUUUUGAAUGCAAUAAGUCACACAGCUUGUGACGUCACACCGAGAUCAGAUAUCUUAGAUAAGUUUAUAGAACCACCUGUUAGUUUAAAACAACAGUGCGUGAAAUGCUUUCAAGGAACCAACUGCCUCAAGACUGUCGUCAUUUUGCUGUGUGUUAUGCUGGUCGUUCAACAGAUCUCAUCAUGUAUUGAUAAGCUGAUCGACAAGCCAGUUACUACGUACACCCACUUCGACUACAACAAGACGAUCAGGUACCCAAGCGUCACCUUCUGCCGCGAGCCACCCUACAACGAGAAACAAUUAGAGAAAUACAACCUACACGCACAUCCUCGAUACUCCUCCCAAUGGAGAGAGUUCAACUUCUCCAGGAUCCCGCUGGAUGAGCUGUGGGAACAGAUUACGUACAAUCAGGAGGAUUACUUCGUUUCUUACGGCCUCGACAGACUGCCUGAGAAUGUGGAAAUAACCCCAGUGAUGGGCUUCGUCGGCGGCCGCUGCUACACCAUGUCGCCCAAAGUGCCGGGCAUGAAGGCGAAGGCCACGAGACAGUACGGCUACUCCGUCACCCUGCACCACUACGCCGCCGACCUGGACGCGCCCACGGGUGAACGGCUGCCAGGAUACCACGUUUACAUCCACUAUGGAAGGGAGCCAUACACAGAAGUUGAAGUGUACAACGGUGGUCUGGUGGAUUACCUGUACAUUAACACUGGGGAGAUGGUGAGCGUCAAGCUUACGGUGGACGAGUAUGUGAUGAUCAGCAGUGAAGAUGAUCCAUGCACUAAUGCGGUUAACUAUAGUGCUAACUCAUGUACAACACAAUAUGUGACAGAUCUUGUAACGAAGCUGGUCGGCUGUUCAGGUCCCUGGAUGAAGAGCAACUCACCGUAUUGCAGAACCUUCCCUGACAUGAGAUCUCUGAUGUCCAACUACACAAAUUUGAUCCAGAAUCACGAGUGCCAAAGCUGUCCUCGGUUCUGCCGCUCGCUGCUGUACAACGCGUUUGUGACGGACAGGCAACGGAACUACACCUGGGACGACCAGGACAUACACAGGCCCGUCGCGGCGGCGGACGCUAGUUUGGAGACCACUAUAUACCUCCACUUCAACAACAUGAUGGUGUCGGUGUACGAGGAGAAACACAACUAUGACUGGAAUUUAUUUGUGUCGGACCUUGGAGGAAGUGUCGGUUUCCUCUUAGGCCUCUCGGUGGUCGGACUGUUCAAUAUCAUCGGUUACAUCGGGGUUUACUUCAUCAGGCCUUUCAUUUGCAGUAAGAGCAAGAAGGUUACUGUCACCAACAAUAACAGUAACUCUGAUAGUGCAGCUACUAUUACUCCGAGCGAAUAUUUUACGAGAUAUGACCAGAGGAAGUAAAAUAUUCUUAAGCCA